This is a messenger RNA of Williopsis jadinii, 6129 nucleotides long. It is a transcript of the gene BLM10, whose product is annotated as proteasome activator BLM10. Gene Ontology annotation, cellular component: cytosol; nucleus. The coding region runs from base 1 to 6129 and encodes 2042 amino acids. Gene Ontology annotation, biological process: proteasomal ubiquitin-independent protein catabolic process. The transcript has a single exon. Gene Ontology annotation, molecular function: peptidase activator activity; proteasome binding. The record is from RefSeq and is a predicted model, not a curated record. NCBI's taxonomy places the organism in Eukaryota, Fungi, Ascomycota, Saccharomycetes, Phaffomycetales, Wickerhamomycetaceae.
AUGCAAGCAUCCCUGGAAGAGGACGAUGGCCUGGACAGGUUGCUGAGCGACAGGCUGUCAAGGUACGCGCUUGACUACCCUGAGGACUAUGAGGAGUACAAGAGGUGUCUUGUGGACAAGGAGUCAAAAUGGGUCUCACGGUCGAAAGCUGUGCCGUUCAGACUGGCUGAACAGCUGCCGUAUAGUACGGAAUCACAUACUGACCAGGCACGGUACUUAACACAUGUGAUUGUGCACUUGUACAUUGCGAUCAAAUCGCUGGACUUGGAAGGGUAUGUCUGUAUAUCCACGAAGGACUUGGCCGCCGUGAAGAACGACAUUGAUGAGCUGACCCUGGAUACGGAUUUCUUCAACGCAGACAUAUCCUUUGAUUUAGAUGAGGAGGAGGAUGGCGACGAAGAAGAUGAGGUGAAAUCAUCAGGUGUGGUUGGUAAGGUGUUGCCACGGUCAGCGGCGAUUGUGUCUGUGAAUCAUUGGACCAAUGAGCUGAGCAGUUGUCUAAAGAUGAAAUUUGAGCUACCAUUGACCCUGCGAGCUUCGCUGGCGAAAGUGUAUUACUACCUGUCACUAUCAAGAGGGCAAAGUAUCAAACUGUCGUCGUACUCCGGUAUGUUUAUGAUGUUGACUGAUUCGUUCGUUAGAGAUCUCUCUGAAUGCGGUGCCUUGGAAUUGGAUCAUAAGUGCAUGUUGGAGUUCUUCCAACAGUUUUAUCCAGAUCCAGAUCCAAAGUUUGAUAUCUACCAUCCAGGCUCAAACGAUGCAGAUAAGAAGACGUUCAGCUCUAUGCAAAAAUUGGCUGCAAGAGCUGCCAAUUUCUUCCCAAAGACCGCAAUGAAAGAAGUUUUCGAUUGGACAAUGCAGAGGUUCCAUCCAACAACGUGUCAUAUCUCAUUGCCAAUCUUGGCUGCUGCGUUCCCAGUGUACUUUGCUGAAGAUGAGUCUGCAAUGGAGUUUAUUAACACUAUCUUCCAUAUUUGGACAAACUUCACGUCUCAUAAAGUUCGUUCAGAACCAAGUUUGUUCCAGUUGUUGAGUAAAAUUUCAACAAAGGCGUACCUAUCGGUAUCAAAGAAUGAAUUGACAUAUCAUCAGUUACAUAGGUUUGGUAUCCUGACGGAUGUACAACUGGAGUUUGUCCUGAACAGAAUACAGAACAACUUGAGAUCUGAUUUCCGUGAUCAAUCAUAUUCACAAGUUGCAUCACUAUUGGUAUCAUCUAUCACGCCAAUGAAUUUCAAAGAGUUUUCUGUUAAACUUGAAACGCUGCUUAAUUCAUUACAGACAUUUGUUCAUCCUUCGAAUCCCGGUCCUUGGUCUGGACUCAUAGCCAAAUUUUGUCAACGGUUCAUCAAUGCAUACCAUAAGAGAUUAAAGCAAGAGGAAAAGGAAGAAUGUGAACUUGCAGAUGAAUUUAAACUGUCUGUUGAAAUGAAUGAAAAAAUUGCUAAUAUAUUUCAGGAUUUGGUUUUACUGGGUGCACAAGGUAAGAAGGAAAACGUCUCGGCUUAUUAUAUCUCUUCAAUUGGCUACCUGGUGGAUAUUCCAUAUCCAUCGAAGCAUACGUUCAUCGAUAAGAUAUUGUUGGACUUGUAUGAUUCUUUGACCGAUCAGUUUGUGAAUUCAACACAUAGAAUCAUCGUCUCGUUAAAACAAUUUACAGAGAUAUCAAGGUUCAUAGUGUACGAUCCAAUUUAUCGUGUGCAUAUUACUCAAAUAUUGUUGUUGCUUGUUAAUAAAAUAGGCACUAACGAUCUCAACUUGACAAACCAUGUCUUGAACUGCUUUGUUACACUCUCUUCUGUCAUUCCCUACAGAGAAAUUGUCACGGAUGACGAUUUUUUGUCCUUUGAGUCUACAAACCUUACGUUUCUUCAAGAACAUUUGGAAUUUCUCAAGAUGUAUCCAGGGGAAAAGUUUAAGACGGAGAAGAGCAUCAUCAACAAUGCAUUCAAGGCUUCCACCAUGGGAUUCAGAGAAUUGAUCAAGCUAUUUACAGAGAAAUUGUAUCUUUUAAUCGAUACAGACCUGUCGGAAAAGUUCAACUUCAAAAUCACACAAGUGGUGUUGAUAUUUACGGAAUCGCUUUCAGACGACUUGUUCCACUACAUGGCCGGUAUAGUUCAUGAGAAAUUGCUUGAAGGAGACUUCCGUCAUACUGUCAAUAACUCCCCAAUCAUUGCAAAUAUGUCAGCUGCUAUGAUUAGACGAGACCCUUCACUGGCACCAAAGGUCUUCAAAGAUAUCUAUGGCCUGAUUAAACUGGAACUUGAUAAUGGUGCAGGUUCGAAUAGAACCAGAGAUGAAGUUCCGGAAUCUGAUAAGAAAUUGGAGUUGUUCCUCAUAGUGAUUAGUGAGGUUAUAAGUGUCUCCAAUGAACACAUGUUGGAAUUCUCGGAUGCGGUUUUGGACCUGUUCUCCCUGUUGUAUGAAAAGGUGUCGAAUCCAUCAUUGGCUACCACUACGGCUUACGUUAUCCAUAAGACUCUUAAGAACUUGACCAACAUCAAGCUUAAAGAGAGCAGAAUUCUGAAACAUGAGCCAACUGUGGAACAGUAUGCAGAAUCAUGGGGUGCUAAUCAAUUUUCUGAUACUAGAUUUGAAGAGCAGAACCUGGAAUUCGAAUGGUAUGUACCAACUCAUAAGUCAAUACACUGCGCUAUUGACAUCUUUGAAACCGUCAUUAUGAAGUCGCUUGCAAGUAUAGAACAUAUUUGCUCUCAAGCAGGGGAACCAGAUUUGUUGGCGAUUGAUGAGUUGAUCAAAAACUUAUCAUAUGUUGGUACAGCCCUCUCUGGGUCGAGUAUCUUGUUCGAUCCUGACUUCAACAAUGCUGUUGAAGAUGAGAAAUGUGGAAGCACAUCCAUCGAAAAGAAAUUGAAGAUCCUACGCUCAUUGAGGGCCAAGAAGAGCGACACCAAUGAGAUCAAUAUCGAUAUAGAACAAAUCACCAAGGAGGAAGACCCAGAGAUCUUGCCUGAAAGCAAGGAGAUCAGUGAUACCGACGCACCUCCUCAAGAUCCAACUGAAAUUCAAAGUGAUGAACACAGUGCUAUCCAGACUGAUGAGGAAGGUGCAACUUCAAGAUUAUUAACUCCAUCUUAUGAGUUUGAAAAUGAUUUGACGGCUGUUAUGAAUACAUCGCUUGCAUUCAGAAGUGCCAACAUUUAUGGAUGUGACUAUUUCUUUGGUGAUAAAGCGGCCCAAAAGAAGGCUUCUUUUGGUUACAACCACGUUCAUUCGUUAAGACAUUUGAUUGCUCAGUGCUUGCACAAAGUUUUCCUAUAUCUUUCGUCUCACAAGAACGAGAACACCAAUUUGUUUUACGCUUAUACCUCUACUGUGAGAACAUAUUUCUCUGAUGUUGGGAAAGAGUUUUCUUAUGAUCUUGACGAUCAAAUUUUCAUUGACUACACGUUUUUGAAAAAGGUUCAAUCCAUGGGGAACUACGUCAAACCCUUCACCAGAACAUGCCUUGCAGCUCGAGCUGAGAAAUUCCACCGUCAAAGAGUCAUAUUACAUUCCACCAAUCGUUUCCCAUCAAAGAUUGAUAAGAUUUUGCUUAAUGAUUUGAUGCAGUUGGUAACCUCGUCGUUUGAAACCACCAGUGCUGCUGCUUAUCCUGUUGUGAUCCAAACCAUGAAGAAAAUAAUUGGUUCAUAUUCCAUGAUAUUGAAAUCUUUGUUGGAUCAGAUGGAUGAAUUUCUCCUGAAGGAUGACGAAAAACGUUUGGAGUCUGGACUGAAGAUGUUCCUUUAUGGUAAGUUUUCGUCAAAGAUCUCUGGUGAUUUCCAAAACGUUGAGAGGGUUGUUUCUUUAAUCAGCAAAUGCUCGAAUGUUGAACAUCAAAAUGUGAACAGCUUGGCGAAGAACUUGAUGGUUAUGUUUGCUGAGACUAUCAAAGUCCCGUCUGGUGUGGCACUAUUCAACGAAGCUGAGAUUGAUUCGUCUAUUAGACCACCAGAUAAGUGCAUUGACCUUGAGAUUAGUGCUGUCCGUUCUGCUAAGGACAAAAAACGACAUGAGUACAUUGUGAAGUUAGAAGAACUGCAAGUGCUUCUUCUUUCAUUGGUGAAGCAAAAUUGUCACUGGAAGCACAAGUUUGGUCUUAUCAACUAUCUGAUCAACCUUCAAGACUACUACGAAUUGCGCACCACUCCUGAUGUUUUGAAACAGUUGGUGCUGGACCCAAAUAGCUCUCAUCCAGCCCUUGUCAAACAUUGCAUUACAUGGUUCUCUAAAAUGGUUGACAAGGUCAUGAAUUUUGCAUCGUAUGAGUAUAGUCUUGAAAAGAGUUUCCAGCUGAACUACCUGAGACCUGGUAUGAUGAUCAUUGAUACGACCAAUAACUUCCAUGAGGAAUUCUCUCAAGAAAUGCAAAACUUCAAAAAUCCAAAGUUUUACGUCGACGGUCCAUUUUACCGAGGCUGGUUAUUCUGGGGGGAGAACCUCGUGGCUUUAUCACCUGAUAAGUCUUUUGACUAUAUCAAGUUAAGCGACGAUGAUCGUGAUACGCUGACUCAGUUCGGUGCUUUGGUGGAUAAGAAGUGGCUUGCUAGUAUUCUGAGAUCUGUUACCGUUGAUAACGAAAGUAAGGCUGUGUUCCAAGCAUCAGAUGUUUAUCUAAUCUCUGCUGUUGUACAAUUAAGUGAGCUUGGGUUCACCGUGGUUUCCUACCAGGACAUUCUGGAUUUGCUAGAUGAAAUCUACAAUAGAGAAGAUAAAGCAAGCAUUAUUCUUGCAGCAGAGAUUGUUUGCGGUUUGUUUGUUUCUACCAAUCAUACAACAGAAGCGAAUAUUGCUCUGAGAGACGACAAACUCGAUACUUUCUUGGACAAAGUCUUCUCUUCAGAUCUAACACCCGAAUAUUCAGGUAUCUGGAGUAUCAUUUCCUGGUGGUUGCCUUCUAAGUUGGACUUUCGAAGAAUGCCAGUUUUCCACAAGAAGAUGUUAUCUCUUUCAAAGAUUAUAGACCCAGAAUCUGAUCAUGCACUCACUCAAUCAUCUCGCUUAAAGCUAGCAAGAGUGUACUUUCAGCAUAUUGAUUGGCAACUUCAAAACAUCGAGCCAAUUGUUGAUUCUCUGAACUUUGAGCAUCCUUACAAAGUUGUUCGAACUCAAAUUGGUGGGUUGUUCUCUUCGCUUUCUCAUUCGUGCAUGUAUGAAUCAUAUGCAAACUGUGCUCAAUUCUUGGAUGCCCAAAAUACUCUCGAUCUUGGUGUUUCCAACUUCCGUUUGACAAACUUCUUUGAUAAACGGUUGAAAGCAUGGUUUGCUAAAGCUGAAGAUUCCAGAACAGCUGUUGAAGCAAUGACGGCUCAAGAUGCCAUGCACUCGGAAUAUUAUUACCUGUGCUCGAGUAUCUCUGGCUGGCUUGUCGGUGCCAAAAUGUCAUUCUUCUACAACGAGCUUGUCCCAUACAUUAAGGACUACAUCUUUCCUAUGCUGAUGAAGCUGGAUAGUUAUAGGGAUCUCUGUAAACUCGCUCAGAUCUCCCUUGAUGCAUUCUUUGUGGAAUUCGCAAACGGUCUUGAUUACAGACCUGAAGAUAUUCCUGGUGUUAUUAGUUUGGCAAACGAGCCGUACAGUUCUUUCCAUCAACUAUGCUACCAGUUGUCCUUCAUCGAGGGCUUGUUUUCCCGUGAGCUUAUUCUUUUAUCCUCAGAGCAAAAAUACGAAUUGAUAGCACGUGUUGAUACGCUGCUGUUCAAUAACUCCAUUGAAGUUAGGACAAAAGCUGCGACUGUGCUCACCGGUAUUAUACACAACUCCUUGAACUUGGCCAUUGUUGAUCAGUUCAUAGAGAAGUACAAGAAGCGUCUUCUCAAGAGGGUAAAAAGGGACAAUCUCUCUCCUGAGAAAAUGGUGAAGAUCCAUGGGGCUGUUAUUGGGUUGGGAGCUCUGAUCUCCGCAUUCCCUUACACAUCACCACCACCAAAGUGGAUGCCUGAUCAGAUUGUGUUAUUAGCCAGAGCAUCCUCCUAUCCAGGCAUCAUUGGAAAAUCUGCUAAGGACAUAUUAUCGCAAUUCAAAAAGCUAAGAGCCGACACAUGGCACAUCGAUCGUCAAUCGUUCACAGAGGACCAACUGGAAGACUUAGAAGGUGUCUUAUGGAGAAGCUACUUUGCCUAG